AUGGCGCCAUCAGUUACACAGGCCGAUGCCAAUGGCUCGCAAGACGGCAAUGGCACCUUUGUAGGCUCAUCGGAACCCGCCUCAGAUAUCACCAUCACAGGCUUCGAGGCCCAUGACCUCAGAUUCCCAACCAGCCUAGAUCACUCCGGGUCCGACGCCAUGAACCCAGGCCCCAACUACAGCGCGGCCUACCUCAUUCUCAAGACCAACACCAGCCUCUCCGGCCACGGUUUCGCCUUCACCAUCGGCCGCGGCAACAACCUGUGCACAACCGCCGCCGAGAUGGUCGCCGAGCGUCUCGUCGGCCGCUCUCUCGCCUCUCUCACCUCCAGCAUGGGCGCCACCUGGAAGUACCUGGUCUCAGACUCGCAGCUGCGCUGGGUCGGCCCCGAGAAGGGCGUCAUCCACCUGGGCCUCAGCGCCGUGGUCAAUGCCCUGUGGGAUCUGUGGGGCAGACACGCCGGCAAGCCAGUGUGGCGCCUGGUCGCGGACAUGACGCCAGAGCAGUUUGUUGACUGUAUCGACUUCCGGUAUAUUUUGGAUGCGAUUACGCCCGAGGAGGCUCUGGCGCUGUUGAAGGAGCAGGAAGGGAUGAAGGCGGCAAGGCUGGAGGACGCGAGGGCGAGUAGGGCGGUGCCGGCGUAUACAACGCAGGCGGGCUGGCUGGGCUUCUCGGACGAGAAGAUGGUACAGCUGAUAAGGUCGAACCUAGCGGUGGGGAUGGACAAGUUCAAGUUCAAGGUUGGGGGCAGCCUUGCGGACGACAAGCGAAGGCUGAAGCUGGCGCGCGACACCAUGGGCUAUGAGCGGAUGCUCAUGGUGGACGCCAAUCAGGUUUGGAGUGUGCCCGAAGCGAUCGACUACGUGCUUGAGCUGGUCGAGUACAAGCCGGUAUUCAUCGAGGAGCCUACCUCGCCGGACGACAUACUGGGCCACGCCGCGAUCAGGAAGGCCCUGAAGCCCCACGGCAUCGGCGUCGCCACCGGCGAGCACUGCCAGAAUAGAGUCAUGUUCAAGCAGCUCCUCCAGGCCGGUUCAAUCGACUAUUGCCAAAUCGACGCCUGCAGGCUAGGCGGCGUGAAUGAGGUCAUGGCUGUCCUGCUGCUGGCAAAGAAGUUCAAUGUCCCCAUCGUGCCCCAUAGCGGUGGCAUCGGCCUCAAUGAGUACACGCAGCACCUCGCGCUGAUCAACUACCUGUGCGUGUCGGGAGAGAAGAGCCUCCUCGAACACAUCAACUCGUUCCGAGAGGUCCUGACGCACCCCGUGCAGACAAAGGACGGGCACUUUGUCACGCCGCAUGAAGCGGGCUACAGUGUGGAAUACACGCCCGAGGCUAUCGAACAGUACGAAUACCCCUCUGGCACGUUCUGGACAAGUGAACAGGGACAGGCAAUCAUCAACGGGCCCAGGUUGUAA
This is a messenger RNA of Penicillium daleae, 1416 nucleotides long. RefSeq lists its product as uncharacterized. The coding region runs from base 1 to 1416 and encodes 471 amino acids. The transcript has 4 exons. Gene Ontology annotation, molecular function: hydro-lyase activity; magnesium ion binding. The record is from RefSeq and is a predicted model, not a curated record. Gene Ontology annotation, biological process: carbohydrate catabolic process; amino acid catabolic process. NCBI's taxonomy places the organism in Eukaryota, Fungi, Ascomycota, Eurotiomycetes, Eurotiales, Aspergillaceae.